CACACGYCGCACCAACGCGUCCGGUUCGAAGCAGCAWUCGCAUCCAUUGGCAGCGAUUCGGCAGCUGUGUACGAUACCUUCGRAAAGCAUGGCGAAUACMUUGUUGAUGGCAGCACRCACACCGGCACUCCUCUUGCUCCUCCUCUUCCUAUCKGGGCCCCCGUUCUUUGCYACCGACACACGGGGCCGGCAUCGAUCGGCAUGGGCUCUGGACAGCCGGCGCUGGAGCCUUCGGUCGCGGGUCGGAAGAGGAAGCAGUCACUGGGGAUGUGGGCGGCAUGUCCAGUCCAACACAAUACCGACAGAGACAAAACGAAGGAGAAAAACAAGCCUUCCAUCGAAACGAGAUCUGUUCGGAAGCAGCGACGGUGGUGGCGACGAAGCGGUCGGAUUCCGCAAUCCAUCGAAACACGACAAAGGCGAUCCCGCGAAACGGCGAGGGGGCGCGGAUCCGCACUCCGGGGUGCCAGCAGAAGCAAGGCGACGGARGCUGGUGCUGAGCUCGGCGGCUGCUCUCCUGACGACCCUGGCGUCCUCCUGGUCCGGCGGGGGGAAACCCCCGUCGGCCGGGGCGUCCUCCCUCGCCGUUCUGGAGGAAUCCGAGAACCGCCGCAUCGAGGUCUUUGAGAGAAACGCACCAUCGGUCGUCUUCAUCGACACCUUUUCGGUGAAACAGGACGCCUUUUCCCCGAACAUCAUGGAGGUUCCGCUGGGCACGGGCUCCGGCUUUGUCUGGGACAAGGACGGGCACAUCGUCACCAACUACCACGUCGUUCGGAACGCCAAGUUCGCGCAGGUCGCCCUCAUCACUCCCAGGGGCCGCAAGGACAAGAAGCUACCGGGGUCUGCCAUAUCCUCUCCCUCCCUGGCGUCCUCGUCAACCGGCGACAGCUCGGAGAUCGACGUCUUCGGGACCACGAACGGGGGCCUGUCGAGAACCUCCAACACCAACAAGGUGUCGUCGGACGAAUACAAACGAACCGUCUUCAAAGCCAAGGUGGUGGGAGUGGACCCCGGGAAGGACAUUGCCGUGCUGAAAAUCGAUGCGCCGGAGGACAUUCUGUAUCCCAUCCAACAGGGAAAGAGUUCUACGCUGAAGGUCGGCCAGCUGGGCAUGGCCAUCGGAAAUCCCUUCGGACUCGACCACACCCUCACGGCGGGCGUCAUCAGCGGGCUCGGGAGGGAAGUCAAGAGUCCCAUCGGCCGACCCAUUACCAACGUGAUCCAGACCGAUGCCGCGAUCAACCCCGGGAAUUCGGGGGGGGUCCUCCUGGAUUCCAGGGGGAUGCUCAUCGGAAUGAACACCGCCAUUUACUCACCGUCCGGAGCUUCGGCGGGAAUCGGGUUCGCGAUACCCAUUGACACCAUCAAAUACAUGUAAGUGAUCGUGAAUUUCGUGCCACCGGCGUGCACCUUGGCCUGCUUGGGUCGCGGGCGUGUGCUCCGUGGUGCCUUGCGAGCGCUUCUCUUCGCUCACCGAUCCCAUUUGCUGCGUUUCUUCUGCUCCACGGCACGGGCACUAUCGCUGCGCUAUGACGCAACACUCAAUCACCAGCGUGACGACACUCAUUCGCGACGGCAAGGUCGUUCGACCGAUUCUGGGCAUUGGAUUUCUGGAGUCCAAACAGGCCCGGGCCCUGGGCAUCGGGCGCGGUGUCUUGGUCCUCGACGUGCCCGCCGGAAGUCCGCCUGMCAGGGCGGGUUUGAAGGGGACCAAGCGCACCGAAACGGGCCUCGUGGAGAUCGGGGACAUCAUCGUCAAAGUCGGGGACACGGUCAUAGAGACGGAGGCGAACCUGUUCCAGUCUCUGGAAAACUACAAACCGGGUGAUACCGUAGACGUGAAGGUCCUGCGCAUAGACGCCGUGGACGACCAACUGAAACAAAGGGAGCUAACGCUGCAGAUCGAACUCCAGUCGAGCGAGGUCUUGGAACGAACACGCUUCGAAAUGAGGCCGGCAGACCAUCCAUAAAAUUUUCUACCAUUUUGAUUGAAGUAGUCGCUAAGCAUUUUCUACUCAAUACGAAUACAAUUUUUUCCGACUU
This is a messenger RNA of Pseudo-nitzschia multistriata, 2046 nucleotides long. The record is from the annotation of a GenBank genome assembly. Lineage: Eukaryota; Bacillariophyta; Bacillariophyceae; Bacillariales; Bacillariaceae.